GUGAUAGAUUCCGCAGUAUAAUAGAUGAUGCCUGGUGGUUUGGAACUGUGGAAAGUCAGCAGCCUUUUCAGCCAGAAUAUCCUGAUAGCUCUUUCCAGUGUUACAGUGUUCACUGGGACAAUAAUGAAAGAGAAAAGAUGAGCCCCUGGGAUAUGGAGCCAAUUCCAGAUGGAACUGCUUUUCCAGAUGAAGUUGGUGCUGGUGUUCCUGUGUCCCAGGAAGAACUGACUGCUUUGCUAUAUAAACCCCAGGAAGGAGAGUGGGGGGCUCAUUCCAGAGACGAGGAAUGUGAACGCGUUAUUCAGGGCAUCAACCACCUUCUUUCCCUGGAUUUUGCCAGCCCUUUUGCUGUUCCAGUGGAUCUCAGUGCCUACCCCUUGUAUUGUACUGUAGUUGCUUAUCCAACUGACCUCAAUACCAUCAGACAAAGACUUGAAAAUCGCUUUUACAGGAGAAUAUCAGCAUUAAUGUGGGAGGUACGCUAUAUUGAGCAUAAUGCUAGGACUUUCAAUGAGCCAGACAGUCCUAUAGUUAAAGCAGCCAAGAUUGUGACUGAUGUCUUACUUCGAUUUAUUGGGGAUCAGAGCUGUACUGAUAUUUUGGAUACUUAUAAUAAAAUCAAAGCAGAACUAAACAGCAGUGAUGCAGAGGAGGAUACAGAAAUGGUUGAUUUAGAUUCAGAUGGUCCUGGAACUUCAUCUGGAAGAAGGGUCAAAUGCCGAGGCAGAAGACAGUCUUCCAAGUGUAAUCCUGAUGCUUGGAAAAAACAGUGCAAAGAACUACUGAGCCUCAUUUAUGAACGUGAAGAUUCAGAGCCAUUUCGACAGCCAGCAGAUCCUCAGUCUUACCCAGCUCAACAACAGCAAGAAGGAGAACCCUCAGCAUCUGCUGUUCCAGAUACACAAGAUCCAUCUCAUUCUGAGGAUUAUCAAGAUGUUAUAGACACACCUAUGGACUUCAGCACUGUGAAAGAAACUUUGGAAUCAGGAAAUUAUGAUAGUCCUCUGGAAUUUUAUAAAGAUGUUCGCCAAAUAUUCAGCAACUCCAAAGCUUAUACUUCUAAUAAAAAGUCAAGGGUCUAUAGCAUGACGCUGAGAUUGUCUGCCUUAUUUGAAAAUCACAUUAAAAAUAUCAUCUCUGAAUAUAAGUCAGCAAUCCAAAAUCAGAAGAGGAGAAGGCCACGGUACAGAAAGCGCCUGAGAAGCAGCAGCAGCUCAUUAUCUAGCAGUAGAGCUCCUAGUCCAAAGGGGAAACAGAAGCAAAUGAAGUUACAGCCUAAAAAUGACCAGAAUACCUCAGUGUCUUAUGCCAGGACUAGUUCUCCUUUUUCUUCUCCUGUUUCAGAUGCCGCUGAAGGUGUUUCACUAUAUCUACUUGAUGAUGAAGGAGAUGGGCCAUUUUCUCCAUCGAGUUUCAGUGGAUAUAGCAGAAGUGGAAAUAGCCAUGACCCAGGGAAAACCAAAUCAUUUCGUAAUAGAGUUUUACCAGUUAAACAAGAUCACUCCGCCGAUGGGCCUCUUACAAAUGGUGAUGGCAGAGAGCCCCGAACAGGAGCCAAAAGAAAGCUACUCAGUGCGUCAGAAGAGGACGAAAGCAUGGGAGGAGAAGAAAAGGAGCUGAAAGAAACAAAAGAAAAAGCACAUUUAUCCUCCUCAGAGAGUGGAGAGUUAGGAUCCAGUCUAAGUUCAGAAAGUACCUGUGGCUCUGACUCUGACUCUGAAUCUACUUCCAGAACAGAUCAAGAUUAUGUAGAUGGAGAUCAUGACUAUAGCAAAUUCAUACAAACCAGACCUAAAAGAAAACUCCGGAAACAGCAUGCCAAUGGAAAACGAAACUGGAAGAUGAGAGGCACAGGAGGAAGAGGCAGAUGGGGAAGAUGGGGAAGAUGGAGUAGAGGAGGCAGAGGACGAGGUGGCAGGGGACGAGGGGGUCGAGGAAGAGGUGGAGGUGGGGGGAGAGGGAGAGGCCGAGGGAGAGGAGGGAGAGGUGCCUCUAGAGGAGCCACCAGAGCCAAACGAGCACGGGUUGCAGAUGAUGAAUUUGAUACCAUGUUUUCAGGACGUUUCAGUAGACUUCCUCGGAUUAAAACAAGAAACCAAGGCAGGAGGACUGUUUUAUAUAACGAUGAUUCAGAUAAUGACAAUUUUGUGUCCACUGAGGAUCCUCUGAAUCUUGGUACAUCCAGAUCAGGCAGAGUACGUAAAAUGACAGAAAAAGCCAGGGUUAGCCAUCUCAUGGGAUGGAAUUAUUAACAGUGAAUUAAUUUAGAGUAAUUUUUAAAAAUAAAAUCAAUGGCCUUCUACUGCAGGGAAUUUACCAGAAAAUCUACAAAGCAAGUUGUGUGGGGACUUCUGCUUCCUUUCACAUUGGUGCUUUUCCAUUAUGCCAGUAUACAUUUGUUUCAAGACUUUUAAUCUCCACACUUCAUUUAUUCAAACAAGCCUUACUCAUUAGGCCUUAAAUUAAAACAAAUUCUUCCCACACAUAUACAUGUGUGCACAUACACAUGCGUGGACAUGCGCACACAAAUGCACACACACACACACACACACACACACAUGCACACAUGCACACACGCACACACGCACACACACACACACACACACACCACAGACACACUACAGAUUUACUACAUUAAAGGAGCAUUCUGCUUCUUAAGAGUAGCAUGACAUUUUUAUCUCAAUAAGAUAGCCCUCUUUGCUUUUGUAUCACAGAAGUAUAGCACCUUCUUACAGAGUUUUAUAUAGUUUGUUUUUGCCAUUUUGAUUCCUAUACCCAGUAAUAAUAACUUUUGCACAAUACACCAAUCCUAAAGGCAGCUAUUAAAUGUUUACAGUUUCUAUAUUGUAAGAACGAUCUGGAUUAUUUUACUCUUCCCAGGCCAAACUUUCAUGAACUGUACUGAACUGAAGUAUAUAUUUAUACUGCAGUUUUGGGGUGGGGUGGGGGGGUAUCUUGAUAAGCUUUUCAUUGAUUUGCUUAAAUUCACGUUUAAGGUGAGAAAGGGUUGGUGCCUUGUAAAUAUGUAGCAAAUCUUUGUGGUGUGUCCUGAUGUGUGCAUUAACUUUAUUAAAAGAGAAUACUUGAGGUAUCAAUCUAGACAAGGUGCCAAAUGCAAAAGUUUCUUGCAUCCAUUUUUCUUUUCCUGUUAUAUUUUAUUGCAUUAAUAGAAACUUAUGUAGCUUAAUAGUAACUUAAACAUUUGAAAAAAAUCCUCAUCCACAAAGAAUAACUUCUUUGAACAGUAGCUCAGCUACCUCUAUUAACUACAACUACUGGAAAUGCUAAGGAAAAUAGAUGCUGUUACUCUUACUAAGGAGAAAUAGAACAAGCUUGGUAGGGAUGAAUACUCCUAAGUUAUAAGCUGAGAAUUUUCAGUAAUCAUAUUGGCUCUCAAAUGAAUAGAUGUAACAAAUUUCCUAAGUAUUAUAUGCUCUAGGCUUUUGUAGAACAUAUUUAUGUAAGUAGACUUGUUCUACUGCUCAUCUAUCUCUGCAACCACUUACUUUUUAACAGCUGUGAGUUACUGGUUUUCAUUUGAGUCUCAAAAGGUAACAAAGCACCUAACUUGAGUUGUACUAUUUUGGCUAGCUAAUACUUGGAAUCAAGUUUAAUGGGUUCUUCUCUUCUCAUUCCAAAGGGUUCUUCUGUUCUAGACUUCCAGAAAAGAGCCUCAUUGCACUGCAAACAGACAUUUUAAAUCAUUAUUUUAUAGUUGAGAAAAAAAUCUUUAAAAUCAUUUAAGGUCUUGUUUACAGCAAUAGAGUGCACAUGGUUCCAUAAGUGAGCUUCAGUUCUACGAUCAAUUGUAUUCCUCAACUUUGAUAUCACAGUUGUGCUCCUUGGUUAGAUACUUACAUUCUUGAAGUGGGAGGGAUAACAAUUGAUCUCUGCUUUUGUAACAGCAAUUCUGUUGCACUUAGAUCAGACUUAUGUGACAAAACAUUUCCUUAAUGUAUACCUGCUAGUCCAGGAUAUUUCUUACGCUGACAUGUUUGUUUCACGCUUUCAAUCAUUUCAUGCAUCUGAAAAUCUGUUAAGUGCUGAGGAAGGAGUGCACACAUAACUUUGCUUUUGGUGGGGUUGGGGGGUUAUUCUUGAACUAAUACCCUUAAGCAAUUUUCACUUGCAGUAGAAAUGAUGUUCGGGCUUUAAGAAAGUAUAAUGAACUGUUAAUGGCACUAAUGUCUGUUGCUAGAGAGCAGACCAAGCUGAUAUUUUUGUUGUUAUUUUUCUUCACUAUACCAAAACUAUUUCUGGUUACAACUCAGCUGCCAUUUUAACCAUAGUAUAGAUUGAAAAUAUUCCCAUUUUGAGAGUCUACAUUUGAUUUUUACUAAAAUAUACUAUUUCAGUUAUUCAUCUCUUGGGCAUUUAGACUAAAUUGUGCCUACGUUUUCCUGGAGUCAGUAACAUUUGUCCUACAACAACCAACAUAAUAUAGUUGCUUAAAUUCCUGGAUAUACCCAAAUAUGUAUCAUGUGUACCAUUGUAGUGUGAAAUUUUUGUUGACAUUCUUCUAUGAAGAGCUGACCUCUUGAAAUGUAGAAGAAUUACCAUUUGUGUGAUGUUAGCUGUCUGGAGCUUUAUUUAUAAUUUAUUUUGAAAAAUAAGAAUGCCACAUUUAUUUCCCCAAAUGUCAAGAUUUUCUAGGCUUACAUAAUUAGCAUAAUAAGGCUAAAGACAUUUUAAAGCAUAUUUUAUAUGUAGUGAAAUACUGUGAAAUACUAGUGAACAGCAUUUUGCUGUGAUGUUGAUUUCAGUUCUUAGAAUAUAAAGAGUUAGUCACCAGGGUAUGUUAGGUGAACAUAGUUAUCAUUUAUUAUAAAACAAACAGAUAAUUUUCUGUUUGCAUGCAAAUUAUUUUCAUAAGUAUGAAAAUAAAAGUCUGGGAAGUUUUUACUUUUUUAAAUCUGGAUUUCCCCCUUUCCUCAAUUUAUAUUUUAGGUUUUUUAACAAUGCUUCCUACAAAUGUCAUAAUUUGUAUCAUAUUGAAUACUUUGUUGUUUCAGGUAUCUAGAGAUCUUUUAAACCUAAAUGAGAUCUGGGUUCAGCCAUAGCAAAGAAAGUAGGGAAUGAGUUAAGAAUUCUGCAAAUAAAGACCACUGUUCUAUUUAGGCCCAUGAGAGCAUACACAUGUAUAAGUUUAAUCCUAUGCUAUAUCUGAAUAAUCAGUAAGCUAUAAUAUUUCUCAUAAAUGCUAAUGUUCAGAUUCUGAGCUUUAUGAUCUUAGCAUGUGUAUAUGUUUAUAAAACUGAAUCAUAUUUCUUCUCUGGCUUGCUGUAUGUAUCUCAUCUAGCAAUAGGAUGCUCUCCAAAACACUCACAAACCUACUAGCCUACUAACUAAAUUUGUUCUUGUAUAAGUGUUUGUGUACUUGUACGUAUGUAGCUUCUUUCCAGUUUGACAUACCUUAUCCCAGACAUUAUAAAAGAGAAUAGUUUAUAUGGAGGACCCUGUCUACCAAUUAUUUGCCUCGUUAGAGCUCAAUCUGUGCAUUUAUUAAUGCUUAGUCAUCCAUGUCUUCAUGUCUUUUAGAUAACUGAUUCUGAUUUUGUCAUAUAACUAUGCCCCUCUAUUCCUUUAAUUUAAUUUGCCCUUUUACUUGUUUGUUUUUUCUCUUUCCCUCCCCAGAAAUCAGGCUUGUUAGUGUUUUGUUUCACCCUGAGGCAAAGCAACUGAGUAAAAUUCCCAAGUUUUAUUCUACACAAUUGAGUUCUCAUACAUCUAAAUUAGUUUUCAGAUAUUUUAAGGUAGAUGUUAUCAGACAAUACAGUGAGUAAAAGAGAAAGAUGUGAAUACUACUUAUUUUUAAUAAACCAUUUUUGAGCAUUUUUCAAAAUCUGUAAGUGUGGUAAUGAUACACAUCAUUAUAUGCACAUAUGCCAACUGGUACUUAUCUUUACAGUUGAAUUUUCAUGCCCUGAAACAGGAAUCUUAAAACAUAUGAUUUUCACUCACUUUGAUGCCCAGCCAUUUAGGCAAUUACAAUAACAUUUGAAAAUCUGAAAUUAAUAGUUCUGGGGGAAGGAAUAAGACUUUUGAUAUUUAAAGUCCUUUAUUUUAAAUGCUAACCACAUUCCACAACAUCUUUGUGGUAUGAAAGGUUUUUAUGAAUGUUUCGUUGAAAACAUUCUAAGAUCCUUUUAAAGCUUUUUUUUUAAAACUAAUGGUGAAAUAUUUGCAUGCUGUUUUUACUUUACAUCUCUUAGCAAAGUUUCUUCACCAAGUGUUAAUUUAUCACAUUUACAAAGUUUGGGUUAAAAUCCAGUACAGAGUUAAAUAUUUUCAUGGUGCUGUAUUUUGUGGAACAUGGAUAGCACUCAGGUUUCUUGAUAUUUAUUCCUUAAUAUAGUCUUAUAGUCCUUGAGUAUUUCUUUUGUCAUCUUUCCUCUCGUGCUUGAUCUUAUCUCCACUUCUCUUUCUGCAAUGAAGACUGCACUUGACGUAGCAUACUUCAACCAGACUGGAAAUUUCUGAUUCAUUUCUGAGAGAAGUACACUAGAAAGGCCCUGCAGUUUAGAGUUAAGGUGUGUUUAUUUAUAUGUAUGCCCAUUUCUUAUUCUUAUACCUAUCUUAAUUAAAUCUAGAAUAUGGGACUUAGACAUAUAAAAGCAUGGUAAUUAUUUUCUAAAAAAAUAAAAUUAUUGAUACAUAUUGAGAUCGUCAUUAGUAAUUUUAAAAUCCCAUAUCGAGAUACCUAGGAACCCAGUUGGAAAAUGUGUUUCUUGCAUAUGUCACCAAAUAUACAUUAGGCAGUACUACAAAUGUUAAUUCUUUAAACAAUACUGUGGUGAUGGCAAUCAGUAAUUUAUUUCUUUGUUCUGUAACUUAUCAUCCCCGUCUUUUGUAAUCCUUUACACAGUAUUAACAAAACUGUACUUUAUGUUUGUUCUUAGUGUCCAUAAAUUUUAAGAUGGAAAAACAUUCAUUUAAUAGUUGGUAUGAUGCUGUAUAUGGGCAGAACGUCCAUUAAACAAAAAUCCAGUGGGGAAAAAGGUAAACAAACCUGGCUUGGUUUAUAAAAGAUGUUUUGUUUGGCAGUUGUCAGUCAUUAUAAGCAAUUACCUUCAAAGACAAAAAAAAAUAUACUGGACUAAUUUGUUGCCAUUCUUUAUGGGAUGUUUACAAUAAAAUUCCAAGUUGUUUGGAAUCAGUUGCACUCUCGCUGCUUUAUGCCUUAACUCAUACUAGAGAUAAAUUAACAAGACAAAGAAAUAUAAGAAAUCUGAAGUUAACCUUUCUACUACCCAGCUUUAGAGAUUGUACCAUGUGAUCAUUGGUCUUCUUUGCCAUACGAUAUUUUAUUACUAUUAUUUUUUAAUCUUAGAAACUGAGUUGCUUCCUAUGAAAGAAAAGAUGUUUCCUAGUUCUUGCUGAUAUUCUUUGGACCACCUUUCGGUAAUCAGUAUGAUGUUAACACUUUAAAAUGUGGGCUGCUUGAUGCCUUAAAACAGUAGCCUCCAAAGCACUAGUCAGCUCAUUGAUUGGCAGAGGUUCUUGAGAUGGAUGGAUUUCUAAUAUAUUGUUAAAUUUUCACAGCUGAGCUAUGGGUACCUAGUGCUUUUUAUCUGGGGUUAAAUUGCCAAUCACCUUUGAAUUGGAUGUAAAUCUAGGAGAGAGAGAAAUGAAGUGAGAUAGGAUCUGAACCUUUUACUAGGAACAGUCAUCUUUGGCUUUUAAUUUAUCUCCACAAGUAUUCUCCCCAUGUCAAGAAUUCUACCAAGUACAAGAUAAAUAAGCUGGCUAAAGACUGCUCUUCAUCAUUCAUAUGUAAGCUGUCUGUUUCGUGUUUUUAUAAUUAAAUGAGAUGACUCAAUACAAGUCACCUCUUUUCUGGCAGUGGAUCCAUUUACUGACAGCCCAAUUUUCACAAUACCCUGAUUGAGGUCUGGGGAUACUUGUUAUUUUUGUCUAGCUGUUUGAUUGCUUAAAAAUAGACCUCUUUUACAAUGUAAAUUUGUUACAUUAAAAAUUCUUUGGUAGCAGGCUUCGGUAUUUUCUUCACUUGCUCGGUUUCUUAAAUAGAAAAAGAAUUUUUAUGACAGAACUUCACUGAAGUAUUCAAAGAUUGUUUGCCUUGCUGAGAAGAUCAAAAGAAGUGCUGUUUACCCUCUCUAUAUUAUUUACCACUUACUUAAAGCUUCUUUCCAAAAAUGCAGAAAAUACAUUGAAACUAAUACAUUGAGCUUGUGAGUUAAUUUUUACAUGGAACUUUUGGUGCUAUAUUGAAGCUCAUGUACUUCUUUUACUGUCUCGAAUUUUUUUAUAUACGUACUUCAGGCAUUUUAUGAUACAUAAUGCUGGUAGACCAAAUAUAAUAUUAAAUAAAAUAAAAUUUUCAUGGUGUCAUUUUUCCCAAAAAAUUUUGGAGUAACAUUUUCUCUCGUUUUGUAACUUUUUAGUAACUUUUCCUUGCCAUCUGUGGUAACUGACUUAAUAAACUUACUUCUCACCUGCAGAAGAGUAUAAACAUCUAGUAGCAUACUGGAUGUUAGCAUACUAAUCUUAAGGACUUUCAAAUCUCUGUGAUCCUAACAUGCUUUCAUUAAUUUGUAAAGUUCUACUUAAUAACUUGCCUGCUCAGUGCCCUUAGAGUCUCCAAUUUUAUAAAUUUUCUUGCAAACAUUUUAAAUAAAAACAUUUCAAAUCA
Molecule: messenger RNA, 8653 nt
Organism: Cricetulus griseus (Chinese hamster)
Lineage: Eukaryota; Metazoa; Chordata; Mammalia; Rodentia; Cricetidae
Source: RefSeq, a predicted model, not a curated record